Molecule: messenger RNA, 573 nt
Organism: Helicoverpa zea (corn earworm)
Lineage: Eukaryota; Metazoa; Arthropoda; Insecta; Lepidoptera; Noctuidae
Exons: 6
Coding region: 1-492 (163 amino acids)
Source: RefSeq, a predicted model, not a curated record
AUGAGCGUCCAACAGUUAGAAGCCCUCAUGGAGUAUUUAGAGAGCCAACAAGAGCUUGCCCUCGGACGAACUGAUGAAGUACCGGUGCUCAAUCUGGGAUUCAUUGAAAUGGAGAACCUGCAAGCUCUAUGCUUGUACCGCCAGAGACUGCAAGCUCUGCCUGUACCAACAGAGCCUGCAAGCUCUCAGGCUACGCAGCAGCCAGAACAAGCUGCUCCGCGGCGACGUCGUCGUCGGCGGCGUCAAGAAAUGGAUGCUGAACCUGAAGAGCAAUCAACACUACGCACUGCCACCGAUAUGCUGCAAAAUAUUGAGGUGGCCAGUGCAAAUGCUACGAAUAGGCUUGCUGCAGCCAUAGAAACCCUUGCGGCAAGGCUUAGUGAGCCUAUUCGCAUAGUGCUAGAGCAACCAGCAUCCACACAUACGAGACAACGUCCACAACGGGUUCAUAGAAGAAAUAGAAGAAUUAUUAUUGAUUCUGAUAGUGAUUGAAUUAUUAAUCUAAAUAUUGUUGAUUAUUUUUGUGAUUGAUCUCUUUAUUAUUUUUUACAUAUAUUAUUAUUUUUUAUUGCC